This is a messenger RNA of Phalaenopsis equestris, 636 nucleotides long. RefSeq names its product dehydration-responsive element-binding protein 1F-like. The transcript has a single exon. Gene Ontology annotation, biological process: regulation of DNA-templated transcription. Lineage: Eukaryota; Viridiplantae; Streptophyta; Magnoliopsida; Asparagales; Orchidaceae. The record is from RefSeq and is a predicted model, not a curated record. Gene Ontology annotation, molecular function: DNA-binding transcription factor activity; DNA binding. The coding region runs from base 17 to 604 and encodes 195 amino acids.
ACUCCACCGCCCAUCCAUGGAUUCCGACAGCCUCUCCACCACCUCCGGCGACAACCGAACCCCAUCUCCCUCCCUGCCAUCUCCCCACCCUUCCCCUCCCAAGCGCCGCUCCGGCCGCAAAAAGUUCCGCGUCACUCGCCACCCCAUCUUUCACGGCGUUCGCCAGCGCAACGGCGGCAAGUGGGUCUGCGAGGUCCGCGAACCUCACAAGAAAACCCGCAUAUGGCUCGGCACUUACUCCACCCCCGAGAUGGCCGCGCGUGCUCACGACGUCGCCGCGUUGGCCCUUCGCGGCAAGUCCGCCGUCCUGAACUUCCCUGAUUCCGCGUGGACUUUGCCCGCAACGCGCUCCACGCGGCCGGAGGAUAUUCGGCGGGCCGCCGUGAAGGCCGCGGAGAUGGCCAGCAAAGAGAUAAGUUCGGAGGCAGGGCUCUCCAUCGGUUUCUUGGACGAGGAGGCUCUGUUCAAUAUGCCGGGAAUGUUGGUGGAAAUGGCGGCGGGGUUGAUAAUAACGCCGCCGGGAAUGGAGGAGAGAUUUGAUUGGGAUGAGGUGGAGGGGGUGGCGGAGGAGAUCACUUUGUGGGAAGAUGGUUUUUGGAAGUAGCGAGGGAGGGAAUUAAGCACUCGGUAAAUGUG